This is a messenger RNA of Leptopilina heterotoma, 1908 nucleotides long. RefSeq lists its product as uncharacterized. The transcript has 4 exons. The record is from RefSeq and is a predicted model, not a curated record. Gene Ontology annotation, biological process: proteolysis. Gene Ontology annotation, molecular function: aspartic-type endopeptidase activity. The coding region runs from base 1 to 1908 and encodes 635 amino acids. Lineage: Eukaryota; Metazoa; Arthropoda; Insecta; Hymenoptera; Figitidae.
AUGGGACCAUCCAUCUGCGAAAAAAAACAAGACGAUGAUCGACGAGAAACAACUUCUGACCAGAAAAAAGAAGACGAUGAUCGACGCGAAACAACUUCUGACCAGGAAAAACAAAACGAUAAUCGACAAGAAACAACUUCGGUUUCACAUUCACUGGCAAGUGAUCAUGACACAUUUAUAGCUAAGAAAAUUCAACUUUCUCAAAAGAGGAAAAAAGCACAGGAUGGACUGCAAGCGCAGGCUAAAAAAAUGCUCAAGAUGUCCAAUAAAGAAUUUCCUCCUGCUGCAGUAGGAGAUUCGGUGAAAGUCCCUAUCCCAGAUGUAGACAGAGACGAAGAGGAAAGCGCGGCCAAUUUUGAUAUGGAAGGUGCGUCAACUGACGACUACAAAAAGAAAUUCCUGGCUGCUAAGAUAAAAGUAUCGCAUUUAAGGACACCUGUACAAGUCCCUUCACCAGGUAUCCCGGUACAUACAGCAAUGGUUCAGCAAAGUAAUACGAAAACUUUUAAGUUGCUGAAGAUAGAAAUCGUGAAAUUUUCCGGUAAUGUGCGCGACUGGUUGCUUUUCUGGAACCAAUUCAGAAAAAUUCAUGAAGACGGUACAAUUAAUGACGAGGACAAAUUUCAGCAUUUAGAGCAGUCAAUUGAAGCCGGAUCGCGAGCUCAUGAGCUGGUUAAUAGUUUCCCGCCAACGAGGGAAAACUAUCAAAAAGCAAUUUCUAGUUUGAAAAAUCGUUUCGGAAAGGACGAGUUGCAGGUGGAAGUGUACGUGAGAGAACUGCUAUGUUUGGUACUGAACAAUGUGGUGCGUGGAAAAGAAAAGAUAUCACUCGUUCAAUUGUAUGAUAAACUUGAAACGCAAAUGCGCGCAUUGGAAACGCUAUGCGUGACUUCAGAUAAGUGCGCGGCCAUGCUCUAUUCGUUAGUAGAGUCUUCACUUCCGGAAGAUGUGUUAAGAGCGUGGCAGCGAACUCCGGCAGCAAGUGGCGCCAAAGAUUCAAAAUCUCGAUUAAAUCUGUUGAUGGAAUUUUUGGGAUCGGAGGUGGAGAACGAAGAGCGCAUUCGGUUGGCGAUAUCGGGUUUCUCUCUGGGAGGAGCUGAAAAAACAAAGCGUCAGAAAAGCAAGGAAGAUUCAUCGCGAGAAAUAAUACCUACGGCCAUGGAAUUGUUGACUACCCAAAGGACUAUGGAGUGUAUGUUUUGUGAAAAUAACAAUCAUGAAAGCCAAGAUUGUUAUAAGGCAAAAAGAAUGAGCCUUUCGGAACGUCGGGAAACAGUCAAGGUGGCAGGUACUUGCUUCAACUGUUUAAAAAAGGGGCACAGCUUUAGACGGUGUAAGUCAAAGGUGAAAUGUGCUUGGUGUGGAAAGAUACACGUGUUACUUAUGUGUCCUGAAAAAGGGAAAAAUACGAUUGGUGGUGAAAAUACGGACUCUAAAGGUGGCGCGUGUGAAGAGCAGAAUUUGGCAAGUCUGUCUAGUGUCCCGGAAGUACAUUUACAAACACUGUGUGUCAGAAUAGUUAACGGCAGCCGUGAAUGUGUUGUGCGAGCACUGAUCGACAGUGGUUCUCAGCGCUCUUACCUCACGCGUGAAGUUAUAGAAAAAAUGAAUUAUAAGCCCAUUGAGAAUUGUGAAUUGAUCCAUAGUCUUUUUGGCGGAGUGAAGUCGACACCAGAAAUGCACGGUGUAUUUUUGGUGCAUUUGAAAAGUGUGAACGAUGACUAUGCCUGCAAUUUUAAAGUGAUGGAUAAAAAUAUUAUAUGUGGUGAAAUAGCGCGUGUGAAAUCGAGCGACUGGUUCAAGGAGCUUAAAAGCAACGGCGUGAGUUUGUCGGACAUUGGAGAGGAUAUGAAACCUAUAGAUCUGUUAAUUGGCGCGGACGUCGCUGGAAAAUCUGUUAACGGGUAA